AUGGUCUUUGUAUUUUAUUCCUUUUCGUAUAAUAUUUUUCUUAAAGAGUUCAUUCACCACCCUUUACCACAACCUAUAGAAUAAUGACAACGCUACUCCGGUAAUUAAGGUAUUAAUUAUCCUUUAAGUACAAACCAAAUCUUAUAUAGAGAGAGUCAACAGAGCCAUAGAUAUCAGAUCUGAUCAUUUGCAAGUAAAACUAAGUUGAAAGGUUAAAAAGACAGAGAAAGAAUGUCAUCAUCGGAUCAAAAGGAAGUAGAAGAGAAAGGAUCGUUGAUCUCAGGCUUGUUGGAUAAAGCCAAAGGUUUCUUUGCUGAGAAGCUUGCCAACAUUCCGACGCCGGAAGCCACCGUGGACGACGUAGACUUCAAAGGUGUGACUCGUGAAGGAGUUGAUUACCAUGCCAAGGUCUCCGUCAAGAACCCUUACCCUCAAGCCAUCCCUAUUUGUCAGAUCUCUUACAUCCUCAAGAGUGACACAAGGAUGAUAGCGUCUGGCACAAUACCGGAUCCGGGUUCGUUGAUUGCGAACGGGUCGACGGUUCUUGAUGUACCGGUUAAGGUGCCUUAUAGCAUAGCGAUAAGUCUGAUGAAGGACAUGUGUUUGGACUGGGACAUUGACUAUCAACUCGAUAUUGGACUGACCAUCGACAUUCCUGUUGUUGGUGACAUUACCAUCCCUGUCUCUACUCAGGGUGAGAUCAAGCUUCCUUCCCUCCGCGACUUGCUUACCUCUAAUACUCAAUAAUUACAAUCCGUAAAACAAUAUAGAUGAUCGUCGGAUGUUUCAGUUGUGGACUCUUGUUUUCUUUGGCUUUGUUGUUCGAUUAAUAAGGACUUUUAUAUUGGUUCUCUCUAUGUGUUCAUUUGAACAUUUUGUUGGUAAGAAUAAAAACUACAAGACGAGACUGGUCAUAUUGGAAGAUCGUUUAUUGUCAUCUUAUAAGUAUACAACUAUAACUAUAAUCCAAAAGUAAACGUGUGAAGUUACACUCGGGUUUAGCGUUAUGUAAUUGUAAGUGUAAAGAUAACACCGAAAUAGUAAUGCAGAAAGUAG
Messenger RNA from Eruca vesicaria subsp. sativa (arugula), 1056 nucleotides. Lineage: Eukaryota; Viridiplantae; Streptophyta; Magnoliopsida; Brassicales; Brassicaceae. The record is from the annotation of a GenBank genome assembly.